AUGGCCCUGAGAUUCGCAUUCCGCAAAAAGGGUGGUCGCCGAUCGGCCUCCUCAAUGCAGAGCGAUGGUAGUUACCACACCUCUACGGCUCGUCCUUCCCGUCGCUCCUCAGUUGGCUCAACAUCGACCCAAACGCCGAAGCCCACGCGAAUAAAAGUAAGUGUUCCUACUCGUUGUCAGAGAAGUAGACCCGCAUUCGAGUCAUCUUCAAUCUCCCUUCCGCGUCACCGCCAAGCAGAAGAAGGAGAUGGUGAUGAAAACCUCGACUCGCUCAAUGAGGUUAUUAUGGCCGUAGACGUUAGAGAACGUGGAACCGUAGGAUGUUGUUAUUAUGUGGCGAGAGACGAGAAACUGUACUUCAUGGAGGACAUGAAGCUUGGUGGCGUUGAUGUGGUUGACGCUUUGAAGCUGUAUAUUGAGCCGACUGUUGUACUGGUCUCUACCAAAAUUGAUGAUGCUGCGAUGGACAGGCUUGAUCCAGAAGCCAAGAGCAGGGUAUCGGAGGAUGGCAGCAUUGACCAAUUCAGGCUCCCCUUCUUGCUUGAAGUGCGUCCUCCUUCCGAGUUCGCCUACGAAACCGCCAAGUCAAAACUUGUACACCUUCGAAUCGGGGAAGGUGACGGGCCUCAAGUCACAUUUGUCGUACCCGGGGAUGUUGUUGCGGCCGAUGGCUUCGACGAAGAUGAUGUUACUCGCCACCAGGGUCAAUUACUGAGGUUGUCUGGAUGGGUUGACAUGGAGAGCAGAUUGACGGUCGGCUGUGCUGGGGCGCUUCUCUCUUAUUUGCAACGAAGGCGUACCGCUGCUUAUCUUCCUGGGGACAAUGCCGCAUACUUGAUGUUUCGGAUAUCGACAUUGGAAAUGUUCAGCCUCCGGGACACUAUGUUCAUCGAUGCAAACACUUUACACUCACUGCAAGUAUUAGAAUCCGAGUCCCAUCCACAUUCUCAUAACCAAGGCCCGACCAAAGCAAAUUCCGGAUCCAAAGAAGGUCUUUCAGUAUAUGGCUUGUUCCGCCACCUUGCACGAACCCCACAAGGAAAGUUCUUGCUCAAACAAUACUUCCUCCGCCCUAGUCUCAACCUCGACGUCAUCAAUGAGCGACUCGAAACGAUUGGUGUCUUCCUGCACCCAGAGAAUGCAAAUUAUUUGGACAGUUUGGUGCAGGAUCUACAAUCGGUGAAAAAUAUGCGAGUAAUUAUGAUCUAUCUGAGGAAAGGCGUGGGUGGUGGUAUUGGGAAGGGCCGGGGUGUCUCAAAGAGCGUCUGGGCUGGUAUUCGGCAGUUCGCUUUUCAUGCCUUGAAGAUAAAAGAUGCCCUCCAAGGAGUGGUUGGUGCUGAACAUCUUGCGAUUCGGAACAAGGUCUUUGAGAAAUUCGAAGGCUAUCACCUCGCCCAAGUGGGCCGGCGUAUUAGUGAGAUGGUCGAUUUCGAGAAAUCUGCGGAGGAAUCCCGGACCGUCAUCCUCCCUGGGAUAGAUGAUGAAUUGGAUCAAAUGAAAGCUACAUUUGCUGGAUUGGACGUCCUGCUCAGUCAAGUUGCCCGCAAACUGUCUGAGAGAAUACCGUCUGAUCUUCAAGAGUCUCUCAACGUGAUAUAUUUUCCCCAGAUCGGAUUCCUAACAACAGUCCCUAUUGAUCUAGCUACGGGCGGUGGCGUUUACGAAGGAAGUUUUGAGAAUCCAUGGGAACGAAUGUUUUCUACUGAGGAGCAGGUAUACUUCAAGAACAUCGAGAUGCGAGAGAUGGACGAUCAUUUCGGAGAUCUGUACGGUAUCAUCUCGGACCGUGAGAUCGAGAUCAGCCAUGAGCUUGCUCAAUAUGUUCUUGAAUACGAGAACUUACUGACCGCCGCAUCAGACAUAUGUGGCGAGCUAGAUAGUCUUCUAGCUUUAGCUCAAGGAGCACGACUGCAUAGGCUGUGUCGGCCUCGAAUUACAAGCGAUAACAUUCUUCGUAUUAAACAUGGCCGGUAUACGAUGUCUAGGCACAUGCUUCAGGAGCUCACAGUGCCGUCCUUUGUUGCGAAUGAUACAAACCUUGUUGGCGGUAUAGGAUAUAGCGCCUCCAAUGACGGAUCUGACGACACUAGUACUUCGGCUUGUUCUAGAUCCCACCACCAGGGCCCAAAUAUGCUCAUAAUGACAGGACCGAACUAUUCCGGCAAGAGUGUGUAUUUGAAGCAGGUGGCCCUGAUCGUGUUCAUGGCACAUGUUGGAAGUUUCGUUCCAGCGGAGAGUGCUAAGGUCGGGCUGACUGAUAAAAUACUCUCCAGAGUGACUACGCGCGAGACAGUGUCUCGUAAUCAGAGCGCUUUCAUGAUUGAUCUGCAGCAAAUCUCCUUAGCUUUGAGCUUGGCGACACGGAGGAGCUUGCUGAUCAUUGAUGAAUUUGGGAAAGGUACCGACUCGAGCGAUGGGGCGGGCUUGGCUUGCGCGGUCCUUCAGUAUCUCCUAAGUCUCGGAAAAGAAUGUCCAAAGGUAGUUGGGGCUACGCACUUUCAUGAAAUCUUUGAGACUGGACUAUUGAAACCAGGACCAGCCCUCGCCUUUGGCCACAUGGAAGUCCGGGUGGACACAGGAGCCGCCGAGGCUGAAGAUCAGAUCACUUAUCUAUAUAAUCUCUGCAACGGCCGCAGUACCUCCAGCUUUGGGACAUGCUGCGCUGCUAUGAACGGAAUCCCACCGGAGGUCGUCCAACGCGCCGAGGAGCUUAUUCUCCUAUCAGCCAAGGGAGAGGAUCUAGUAGCCGCAUGUUCCGUGAUGCCGGACUCUGAAGUUGCGGAGCUGGAAGAGGCUGAGCAAAUUGCAAGGGACUUCCUCGAGGCCGAUAUCAACCAGAAUCCGCGAAGAAUACUCGAGGAUAUCUUGACAAUUUCGAUAACCACAGGUUCUCGGUCGUAGCUAAAAUGAGCUAACAGCG
Lindgomyces ingoldianus is the source of this 2920-nucleotide messenger RNA. RefSeq lists its product as uncharacterized. Gene Ontology annotation, molecular function: mismatched DNA binding; ATP-dependent DNA damage sensor activity; ATP binding. Gene Ontology annotation, cellular component: nucleus. NCBI's taxonomy places the organism in Eukaryota, Fungi, Ascomycota, Dothideomycetes, Pleosporales, Lindgomycetaceae. The record is from RefSeq and is a predicted model, not a curated record. The transcript has 14 exons. The coding region runs from base 1 to 2901 and encodes 966 amino acids. Gene Ontology annotation, biological process: chiasma assembly; mismatch repair.